UGCGCUGUUUCCAUCACCCUCUUCUCCCUCUUCUUGUCCUCUGCCACGCGCGGCUUGGACUCUCGAACAACUCCGUUUUCUGUUCUCUCACAGUCGUCUGCUUGGUCAGAUAGAUCUCCACUCCCAAAUCUCCACUCUACCAAAAGUUCUUGCAAAUCUUUUCUUGCGACCACUGCCUCAGCCACGUCGUUCCUGGAUAAAAGAAUACCAUUUCGAAACUUUCCGCAAAUUUUUUGCAACAAAAAUUUGGACUCCUCGCAGUCACUAACUAUAUCAUACCUUUCGACAUCUGCGAGUCACACACUUCAAUCUCAGAGGGCGUUCCACGCUCGAGAAUGCCGCACCCCGUAUCGCCGCCCCGCACACAGCCCACCAUGAUUUCAAAAUCCGCAAAUGGCCCUGCGCCAACACAGGAAGAAGUCUCUGGGAUGCUGAAUACAAUCUUCACCGCACCAUCCUCUGAUGCUUCGAUUGCGGCAUCAUAUGCGUUAUGCGAUCUUCUCCUGAAUUCGGUAGGAUUUCGCGGAUUGAUUCAGUACGGUAUCCUUGCAGAGAUCAAGAAGGCGGCAGCCGAUAAGAAGAGCGGACUGCGAAGAGAGAGCGCUCAAAACUUGCUCGGCGCUCUUUUCGAGCGUCUACCACCGAAGCAGAAGAUCAGCGAAGUUGCACUAUUGCUCCAAGACGGUGGCAUGGUUGCUUGUGCUCUGGAUGCUUUGUCAGAUAAAGGUUCAGUCGUCCGUGAUGCGGCGCAAUAUGGCCUGGACGAGCUGUUCAAGAAUCUGUCCCCCGAGGCUCUGGUCAUUGGUUUGAUGCCAGGGCUCUGCACAUAUCUCGGAAAGCGAUCAGGAAAAUGGCAGGGAACCGUUGGAGGAUAUAAGCUACUGCAGAGGAUGGCAGACAAGGCAAAGAUGGAAGUCGGUACAAGCAAAGAGGAGGCCAAUGACAAGGAUAUUCUGAGAGAUUCAAUGGGCACAAAGUUGGCAGGCUUGAUUCCGAUUGUUGAGGCUGGCAUGCACGAUUUGAAGUCCGAGGUUGAGAAGCAAGCCGUUGCGACCAUGAACUCAUUGACCAACCUUCUUUCCAACGACGAUGUCGCCCCACGAAUCCCUCUUCUCAUUGCCACGAUGCAAAAUCCUUCGACCGAGACCCUUCAAAAGGCAAUUCACGCUCUCUCCCAGACUACAUUUGUUGCGAUCGUCACUUCUCCAGUCCUCGCUCUACUCACCCCGCUUUUGGAGAGAUCUUUGAACACCCCCACAACCGCCCAGGAAGUUCUCAGACAAACUGUUGUCGUUGUGGAGAAUUUGACCAAGCUUGUUCAUGAUCCUGUUGAGGCCAGAACUUUCUUGCCAAAACUGAAGCCUGGUGUAAAGGCCGUUCAAGAUCGUGCUUCGUUACCAGAAGUCCGAGAAAUGGCAACUCGUGCAUUCAAUGUUAUCAACAAGGCUAUGGGCGACGAUGAUGGAGUUCUCGCUAGCGGUGCAAUUGCCCGAACCACUCAGGAAGAUGUUGCGACAAUUCUCGAGAGUGAGAUCAAGAAAGCUGGUGGUCUCGGUGGGAAUCUCGAUACUUUCAAGCUUUUGAGACCAUAUGUUUGCGGCAUGGUUGCUGAGGAUGCCAAUUUCCGACAAACAGCCCGUAUUUCGGCUAGAGUUACUCCAUACCUUGAGCACAUCAUGAAGGAUGCUGGAGCAGUCGAAAAAGUUGGUGCUGCAGUCCAACAAUUUUACGUGGAUGAAGAUGCCCGAAAGUUUGGUGUGCCAGUAAAGGAAGACGAUGGGGAGAUUGAGAUUGUGAAUGCCGACUUCUCUCUAGCCUAUGGUGGAAUGCUGUUAUUGUCCCACACCAACCUUCGACUCCUCAAGGGCCACAGAUACGGUCUUUGCGGCAGAAACGGAGCCGGAAAAUCUACUUUGAUGAGGAGUAUUGCAACUGGCAAGCUUGAAGGAUUUCCUCCCCAGGAUGUACUCCGAACAUGUUUCGUUGAGCAUAACCAAGGCGAAGAUGCAGACAUCAGCAUUCUGGAGUUCGUUUCAAAGGAUCCCGCAAUCGGUAAUCAAGGCAAGGAGCGUAUUUCCGAAGUUCUCUCCGAAGUUGGCUUUACUGCAGGGCCUAACGGACGCCAAUCUGAAAAGGUUGGUUCUUUGUCAGGUGGAUGGAAGAUGAAGUUAGCUUUGGCCCGUGCGAUGUUGAUGAAGGCCGAUGUGUUGCUUUUAGAUGAACCUACCAAUCAUUUGGACGUAGCGAAUGUCAAGUGGCUGCAGGAGUAUCUGAAAUCUCACACUGAGAUCACGAGUUUGAUCGUCUCCCACGACUCCGGCUUCCUUGACGAGGUUUGCACAGACAUCUACCACUACGAACCAGGGAAGAAAUUGGCGUGCUUCAAGGGUAAUUUGGCCGACUUCGUCAAACAAAGGCCUGAGGCCAAGAGUUACUACACUUUGUCAUCCUCCAACGUCCAGUUCAAGUUCCCUCCUCCCGGUAUAUUGACUGGUGUCAAGUCACAGACAAGAGCAAUCCUUCGUAUGACAAACUGCUCUUACACUUAUCCUGGAGCAUCGAAGCCCUCCAUGGUAGAUGUCAGUUGCCAACUGUCCUUGUCCUCCAGAACAGCUAUCAUUGGUGGAAAUGGUGCCGGAAAGUCAACUUUGAUCAAGAUGUUGACUGGUGAAACUGUCCCUACCACUGGCCGUGUGGAAAAGCAUCCCAACUUGCGUAUUGGGUACAUCAAGCAGCAUGCUCUUGAGCACGUCGAAAUGCAUUUGGAGAAAACACCUAACCAAUAUCUUCAAUGGAGAUACGCCAACGGUGACGACAGAGAAGUCCACAUGAAGCAAACCCGUAUCUUGUCUGACGAAGAUAAGGCGCAAAUGGAGAAGCUGGUCGACCUUAAGGAUGGUAUGGGAGGUAAACGCAUCGAGGCAAUCAUGGGUCGUCAAAAGUGGAAGAAGUCCUUCCAGUACGAGAUCAAGUGGGUCGGCAUGCUCCCGAAGUACAAUUCUCAAGUCUCUCGAGAAACUCUUGUCGAGCUCGGAUUCAACAAGUUGAUUCAAGAGUUCGACGAUCACGAAGCUUCUCGUGAGGGUCUUGGUUUCCGUGAGCUGUCUCCAAAGGUCAUCUCCAAGCAUUUCGAAGAUCUUGGUUUGGAUCCUGAGAUCGCAGAUCACAACGAGAUUGGUGGUCUUUCUGGAGGUCAAAAGGUCAAGGUUGUGCUUGCUGGUGCCAUGUGGAACAAUCCCCAUCUUCUCGUUCUUGACGAACCUACCAAUUUCUUGGAUCGUGACUCUCUUGGAGGUCUCGCAGUCGCUAUUCGUGACUACAAGGGUGGUGUCGUCAUGAUUUCCCAUAACGAAGAGUUCGUUGGUGCGCUUUGCCCUGAACAAUGGCACGUUGAGGCUGGUCGUGUUACCCACAAAGGACACUUGGCCGUGGCUGCCGAUCGAUUCGAAGAUCUCAGCCGUCCUUCAAGCGGAUUCAACAGCAGUGUUGCAAGCAGUGCUGUCAGCAGUGCCAACGCUAGCGCUGUCAACAGUGGUGCCGAGGAUAAUGGUAGCGAUAUGGCUUUCAGAGCUAAAAAGAAGAAGAAGAUGACCAAGAAGGAGCUUAAGGAGAGAGAGGUCAGAAGAAGAUUGAGACAUAUUGAAUGGCUCAACUCGCCCAAGGGUACUCCCCACCCUCCAGACACGGACGACGAGUCGUAAAUGUCAUACCCACACCAAUACAUAUCAAAAGUUCAUCCACAUCGACAAGGGAAGAAAGGGGAGGAAAUGUAAUCAUGUGCAAAGAUAACAAGAAGAUAGAGAGAGUUCCUAGAUGCAUGCAUUUGGAUUUUGACUGUUUUUCGGCAGCAUGCAUGCACGCAAAAGAUUCCUAUAGAGACGCACGAAGGGGUGCUUUUGAGAAUGGCGUUGGCAUUAUAGACAGGGUAUGGGAUCAACGUGUCUUGUUGUUUCGUUUCUAGAAUUUCUUUUGUUGAGCAUGUGGGCUCCUUGUAGAGAGGUGCGGUGCUAUGCUAUGUAGGACAAUCGUAAUUCUAUUGCGAGCCUUGAAAAGUCUUCCU
Molecule: messenger RNA, 4060 nt
Organism: Mollisia scopiformis
Lineage: Eukaryota; Fungi; Ascomycota; Leotiomycetes; Helotiales; Mollisiaceae
Exons: 2
Coding region: 336-3701 (1121 amino acids)
Molecular function (GO): ATP hydrolysis activity; ATP binding
Source: RefSeq, a predicted model, not a curated record